Molecule: messenger RNA, 2621 nt
Organism: Poecilia reticulata (guppy)
Lineage: Eukaryota; Metazoa; Chordata; Actinopteri; Cyprinodontiformes; Poeciliidae
Source: RefSeq, a predicted model, not a curated record
GAAGUGGGCUGUUACUCAGCAAAACGUCAAGACUUCAACCAUUUACUUCUUCACCACAAAGCAGAAGAUAACCAGGAAGCUUGUGAUUUAAGUUUGUUUCAUUUAAAGAGAAAGGAGAAGACAGACACCGUUUCAUCAGAGUGAACAUCUGUCUUUCAACACUGUUUCCUCAGCCUCAGAGAUUCAGCUUCUGCUGCUGAGACGAAGAACAAAAUCAGCUACACUUUCCAUACAGUCUCUGGGUUCUACUCCUCAUCAUAAACCUGCAGAACCAUGGCAGACCCGGUAAGAGCGAAUUCCUCAGGCACUGGGCAGAACAAAACGUGUGAUUCUGUGGAAACAUCGUACCACCCUUUCCUAUUACUGAUCUACUGUCUGCUGUUUCUGGUGGGACUGAUCUUCAACAGCUUCACCUUGUGGUUUCACUGCCGUGGAGCUCAUGGACAAGCAUCCAAGAGCUGGAUGAUCUACCUGAAACACCUGACAGCUGCUGACUUUCUGCUCUGCGUCAGCCUCCCACUGCGCAUUGUUCACUACGCCAGGAACUCGUACACCAUUCACCUGCUCUACUGCAGCGUUGGAGCCCCACUCCUGUUCAUUAACAUGACUGCCAGCAUCCUGUUCAUGAGUUACAUUGCAGCUAACAGGUAUAUGAAGAUUUUUUAUUCCUCGGGAACUCACUUCCUGAUGUCUGCCAAAGCCAGCCGCAUCAUCUCGAUGACGACCUGGGUUGUUCUCUUGACCACGAUAACGCCAUACGCCAUCCUGAUGCUGAUCAACCGCACAUCUCAACGGUCUGAUCAUGGCACCUGUGGUCAUCUGCUCAAAGAACUCAUGAGACCACUGUACACAGCAAGUCAUGCAGUUGCUUUCAUCAUCUUCCUGUCAGGACUCUUCUCUCUGGUUUUCUUCUACUACAGCGCCUCCCGCAGGGUGCUGCAGGUACAGCAGACCCAACCGGCCUCCUCCAACUCCAAGAAGCUUGUAAAGUCUCGCAGGAACAUGUUGGUGUUGGUCAGUGUGUUCUGCUUUUGCUUUGUUCCUCAUUACAUUGUUCGAAUUCCAUACAUCAUACUUCAAGGACAAUGUUCAGUAGUGAUGUACUACGUCAAAGAGGUGGCCGUCUUACUGUCAGUUUUUAAUAUCAUUCUGGAUCCUCUUAUUUAUGUUUUUCUUUGUAAGGAGUUCAGGGCUCAGCUUAACCUGAAACAAAUAUUCUGCAUAAAAGGCAACAGAAACAUCUCCAGUUCGGAGGCAGGAGACAGCGAGAAUCAGAUGAACACCAUCAGUACCAGUGUAGCGCCCCGGGCUCAGUGAGGACAGAAUGAUAGACACGGGAGCCAUCGGUCCAGGUUGUUUCUGAUUAAACAUUUUCUAACUUUUUUAAAAAUAGCUCAUAUAACAUUAGUAUGGUACUCAGCAUAGAUACAUAGAGGCUGGAAGAGUCACAGGAUGACAUAAAGGCGGACGUGCUUUGUUCUCAUUCCACGAAGAUUACUGCUUCAUUGUGAGCAAUGCCCUGAAAAAAUGGAUGAUGAUUAGCACUAAAAUGUUACAUCAGGCCAUUUGAAUCAGUUUACUCAGCGUGGUCUGUUACGACCUGCUACAGUGAAUGUAAUAACAUCCUUAACCCGGUCACUGUGCCUCUGCACAAACAACAGGACUAAUUAACUCUGAGGGAUGCUAACGCUCAGACGAUGACCUGAGGGCAUGUCACGCCUCAGCAGACAAUAAGUUGACUUGUCAUUGCUAAGCUGUAAUCAUGUGAACCAACAAUAGUGAGACAUUUUUCGUUGUGGUGUACCAACCUCUGUUGUCGGUUUUUGUUUAAAUUCAUAGUUUUAGAUGAAGAAAUCACCACUGCAUGCUUGUUGCAUAGUGUUUAUACAUUUUCCAUAAAUUUCAUCCAAAAGUCAAAUAUACCUAAAGUUCUGUGAGUAAAUCUAGUAGUUUGUGUGCAAAUGUGUCAUAUUAAGCAUAAGUGGAUGUAACUCCCACUGCUCUUGGUGGCAAAGAGCCUCUAAAAAGAUGUUUAGUAUGUGUGGAAAAUGUAGCAGUGGCAUCAACAGCCAUGCAAAACCAGAAACAGUUUGAAGUCAUAUUGUAACAAUGGUCCACAGUGGGGCACAUUCUGCUUCUAAAAUAAGCUGAUCAUUUCUUAUAAUCUGAGUUCGCUCAUUUUAAUAACUAUUGUUUGGUUUUAUGAUAUAAAUGUGCAAUUCCUGUAAAUAUUCUUAUUUUCAAGUUUUUCCAUUACUUUUGUUGAAACUGAAUGCUCCUAUUUAUCUUGCCUCUGGUACACUUGAAUCUUCCAAUAGUAGUACAAUAAAGUGUUAUUUUGUUUUAUUCCUUCUGUUUAUGUUUGGUUCGUGGGACUUGUGAGAGAAUAUGGUGGGAAAAUCCAUGACAAUAUAAAAGUUUAUUUUAAUUCAUCAGGACCCAUAAUAAAUAAAAUCCUAGUCUGACUGAUUUUUACUUCUAAUAGCUUAGCAGACAAUUAACGGGAACGUUUCCUGCAUCUGUGUUGUUGAAUCAAAGAACUGAAGUAAUGAAAAAAGGCUGUACUUUCUUUAAGCAUGACAUAUUUUUACAGUAAUUAUAAUGAGAAAUAAGAAAGUCUU